Messenger RNA from Homarus americanus (American lobster), 3951 nucleotides. RefSeq names its product collagen alpha-2(IV) chain-like. The coding region runs from base 16 to 3951 and encodes 1311 amino acids. NCBI's taxonomy places the organism in Eukaryota, Metazoa, Arthropoda, Malacostraca, Decapoda, Nephropidae. The record is from RefSeq and is a predicted model, not a curated record. The transcript is spliced from 15 exons.
GUCGACCGGGCCUGGAUGUCGCUCGGCUGGGUUCCCCCCGUCAAGUGUUCGCCAGAAGCCUUCCUCUGUAGUCAUCGCUUCUCGUGCCAAUACGACCAAACACGACAUCCUGUGGCGUGCUGUACGACAUCUGGCGCUCUUGUCGUUGAAGGUGAACGUGAAUCAGGAGGUCCAUCAAUCAGGCAUAUAGGGGCUACUGAGGUCACCACCACCACCUUCCCCGUCAGCGCCUACUACAGGAGUCUCACACCGCCAUGCCCAGCGAGAGUAGGUCCACCAAUGCAGUUAGGUGAAGUUGAUGGACGUAUAUGUAUCAUGCUACAGCACGAAUGGUAUAUGGGGCCCCCAUGGGGUGGCUCCUGGGUGUCCCAGGGGUUACUCUGCCUCUUAGAAGUGCAGGGACCCCUGCUGUCCCCUGGGAGGGACUCAGGGGAGACCCGCUUAUCCUGGGGAGGGUCCCUAGGGGCACCACACCUGGGGAAGGGCCCUAGCAAGUGCGGCUCCUGGGGUGUCCCAGGGACCUCGCCACCUCUUAGAGGGUCCCAGGGACCCCUGCCAUCCCUGGGAGGGAGCCAGAGAGCCCCGCCUAUCCUGGGAGGGUCCCUAGGGGCACCACCUCACCUGGGAAGGUACCAGGGGCACCCAGUAACCCCUGGGAAGGUCCCUGGUACACCCAACGCUUCUGAGAGGGUUUCACGGGUCCUGCCGCCCCUAGGAUGGUUCCUGGGGCCCCCGCCGUCCGUAGGAGGAUUCCAAGGAGCGUUGCCGUCCCUCGAUGGCAAGUGCGGCUCCUGGGGUGUCCCAGGGACCUCGCCACCUCUUAGAGGGUCCCAAGGGCCCCUGCCAUCCCUGGGAGGGACUCAGGGAGACCCGCCUAUCCAGGGAGGAUCCCUAGGGGCACCAACACACCUGGGAAGGUACCAGGGGCCCCCACCAACCCCUGGGAAGGUCCCUGGUACACCCGACGCUUCUGGAAGGGUUGCAUGGGCCCUGCCUCCCGUAGGAGGGUUCCUGGGGUCCACGCCAUCCGUGGGAGGGUUCCAGGAGGCGCUGGCAUCCCUCGGAGGCAAGUGCGGCUCCUGGGGUGUCCCAGGGACCUCGCCACCUCUUAGAGGGUCCCAGGGACCCCUGCCAUCCCUGGGAGGGAGCCAGAGAGCCCCGCCUAUCCUGGGAGGGUCCCUAGGGGCACCACCACACCUGGGAAGGUACCAGGGGCACCCAGUAACCCCUGGGAAGGUCCCUGGUACACCCGACGCUUCUGGAAGGGUUGCAUGGGCCCUGCCGCCCCUAGGAGGGUUCCUGGGGACCACGCCAUCCGUGGGAGGAUUCCAGGAAGCGCUGCCGUCCCUCGGAGGCAAGUGCGGCUCCUGGGGUGUCCCAGGGACCUCGCCACCUCUUAGAGGGUCCCAGGGACCCCUGCCAUCCCUGGGAGGGACUCAGGGAGACCCACCUAUCCUGGGAGGGUCCCUAGGGGCACCACCACACCUGGGAAGGUACCAGGGGCACCCAGUAAACCCUGGGAAGGUCCCUGGUACACCCAACGCUUCUGAGAGGGUUUCACGGGUCCUGCCGCCCCUAGGAUGGUUCCUGGGGCCCCCGCCGUCCGUAGGAGGAUUCCAAGGAGCGUUGCCGUCCCUCGGAGGCAAGUGCGGCUCCUGGGGUGUCCCAGGGACCUCGCCACCUCUUAGAGGGUCCCAAGGGCCCCUGCCAUCCCUGGGAGGGACUCAGGGAGACCCGCCUAUCCAGGGAGGAUCCCUAGGGGCACCAACACACCUGGGAAGGUACCAGGGGCCCCCACCAACCCCUGGGAAGGUCCCUGGUACACCCGACGCUUCUGGAAGGGUUGCAUGGGCCCUGCCUCCCGUAGGAGGGUUCCUGGGGUCCACGCCAUCCGUGGGAGGGUUCCAGGAGGCGCUGGCAUCCCUCGGAGGCAAGUGCGGCUCCUGGGGUGUCCCAGGGACCUCGCCACCUCUUAGAGGGUCCCAGGGACCCCUGCCAUCCCUGGGAGGGAGCCAGAGAGCCCCGCCUAUCCUGGGAGGGUCCCUAGGGGCACCACCACACCUGGGAAGGUACCAGGGGCACCCAGUAACCCCUGGGAAGGUCCCUGGUACACCCAACGCUUCUGAGAGGGUUUCACGGGUCCUGCCGCCCCUAGGAUGGUUCCUGGGGCCCCCGCCGUCCGUAGGAGGAUUCCAAGGAGCGUUGCCGUCCCUCGGAGGCAAGUGCGGCUCCUGGGGUGUCCCAGGGACCUCGCCACCUCUUAGAGGGUCCCAGGGACCACUGCCAUCCAUGGGAGGGACUCAGGGAGACCCGCCUAUCCAGGGAGGAUCCCUAGGGGCACCAACACACCUGGGAAGGUACCAGGGGCCCCCACCAACCCCUGGGAAGGUCCCUGGUACACCCGACGCUUCUGGAAGGGUUGCAUGGGCCCUGCCGCCCCUAGGAGGGUUACUGGGGACCACGCCAUCCGUGGGAGGAUUCCAGGAAGCGCUGCCGUCCCUCCGAGGCAAGUGCGGCUCCUGGGGUGUCCCAGGGACCUCGCCACCUCUUAGAGGGUCCCAAGGACCCCUGCCAUCCCUGGGAGGGACUCAGGGAGACCCGCCUAUCCAGGGAGGAUCCCUAGGGGCACCAACACACCUGGGAAGGUACCAGGGGCCCCCACCAACCCCUGGGAAGGUCCCUGGUACACCCGACGCUUCUGGAAGGGUUGCAUGGGCCCUGCCUCCCGUAGGAGGGUUCCUGGGGUCCACGCCAUCCGUGGGAGGGUUCCAGGAGGCGCUGGCAUCCCUCGGAGGCAAGUGCGGCUCCUGGGGUGUCCCAGGGACCUCGCCACCUCUUAGAGGGUCCCAGGGACCCCUGCCAUCCCUGGGAGGGAGCCAGAGAGCCCCGCCUAUCCUGGGAGGGUCCCUAGGGGCACCACCACACCUGGGAAGGUACCAGGGGCACCCAGUAACCCCUGGGAAGGUCCCUGGUACACCCAACGCUUCUGGAGGGUUUGCAUGGGCCCUGCCGCCCCUAGGAGGGUUCCUGGGGACCACGCCAUCCGUGGGAGGAUUCCAGGAAGCGCUGCCGUCCCUCGGAUGCAAGUGCGGCUCCUGGGGUGUCCCAGGGACCUCGCCACCUCUUAGAGGGUCCCAAGGGCCCCUGCCAUCCCUGGGAGGGACUCAGGGAGACCCGCCUAUCCAGGGAGGAUCCCUAGGGGCACCAACACACCUGGGAAGGUACCAGGGGCCCCCACCAACCCCUGGGAAGGUCCCUGGUACACCCGACGCUUCUGGAAGGGUUGCAUGGGCCCUGCCUCCCGUAGGAGGGUUCCUGGGGUCCACGCCAUCCGUGGGAGGGUUCCAGGAGGCGCUGGCAUCCCUCGGAGGCAAGUGCGGCUCCUGGGGAGUCCCAGGGACCUCGCCACCUCUUAGAGGGUCCCAGGGACCCCUGCCAUCCCUGGGAGGGACUCAGGGAGACCCGCUUAUCCUGGGAGGGUCCCUAGGGGCACCACCACACCUGGGAAGGUACCAGGGGCACCCAGUAACCCCUGGGAAGGUCCCUGGUACACCCAACGCUUCUGAGAGGGUUUCACGGGUCCUGCCGCCCCUAGGAUGGUUCCUGGGGCCCCCGCCGUCCGUAGGAGGAAUCCAAGGAGCGUUGCCGUCCCUCGGAGGCAAGUGCGGCUCCUGGGGUGUCCCAGGGACCUCGCCACCUCUUAGAGGGUCCCAGGGACCCCUGCCAUCCCUGGGAGGGAGCCAGAGAGCCCCGCCUAUCCUGGGAGGGUCCCUAGGGGCACCAACACACCUGGGAAGGUACCAGGGGCAUCCAGUAACCCCUGGGAAGGUCCCUGGUACACCCGACGCUUCUGGAAGGGAUGCAUGGGCCCUGCCGCCCCUAGGAGGGUUUCUGGGGACCACGCCAUCCGUGGGAGGAUUCCAGGAAGCGCUGCCGUCCCUCGGAGGUUAA